AUGUUGCAUCUGCGGACACGACAGAAGUUAGGUCUACCAACCUCGAAUUCUCAUCCAGAAAAGAAGUUGAAAAGUGAACGAAGAUGCCUAACAUGGAUCAAUGUUGCUCUCGGUGCACUUAUACCGUUGAUGAUAGAAGUCUCAACAAUAGUAGUCUCUGCCGUAAACCAAAGCAUUCAGGACAAGCAAAGACAACAAGAUCAACAUUUGGCUUAUUUGAGGAGACUGCAAGAUCAGCAACUAGCUGAUGAGCUUUACUAUCAAGGUGUGUUCAAAACAUAUGUAGAAGAUAUUUCAAAUGUCUUUUUCAAAUUAAAUAACACAUUUAUUGAUAAUCAAAAGAAAAUGAAAUACAUUCGUAUAAAAACAUUAAUAGCUUUGGAAGAACUGGAUUGGCAAGGUAAAUCGCGCCUGUUUCUUUUUCUUAAUGAGACUGGCCUUCUUUCUCCUUUCCCGUUAUCCUAUGGAGACAAUAAUGUAACAAAUGUGUCACUCGAUUUAUCAGAUGCAAAUUUUGUGAACAUAUCGAUUAAAAGCACACCGCACAAAAAGUUUCAUUUCAAUAAUUUACGUUUGUCAUCAGUGGACUUUACAAACGCAUCAUUCAUCGGGUGUCAAUUCAAUCAAGGUGUUGAUUUCCGUAAUUCAUCUAUGUUUGGUGCAAAUUUUACACAAUCGAAAUUUGAAUGCAGUCAAAGUUAUGUUGCAAAUAGUGAUUCUUUUGGACAUAUACAUGUAAAAUUCGAUGAUUCAAAUUUGGAAAGAAGUGACUUCAGUGAUUCGUAUAUGUGUGAUGUCAGUUUCGUUCGAGCGAACUUGGCUCAUAGUACUUUUAAAGGAAUAAGAUUUCAGGGUUUAAUAGAGUUUCGGAGCACAAAUUUAACAUUAGUAAAUCGGGAUUUCUCUCUUAGCGAUGCGAGCCUUUCUAUGCCGCUGCCUUUAACUUUCUCUAACAUCGAUUUUCGUACAAUCCCGCUAAGUAUUUCAUCAUCAAACAAUCAUCUUGUUAAGCUGAGCAAUGUUAUUCUUUACGAUGGAACCUGGGUGCUAAAUGACAGCAGUUUGGUUCUGAAUGGAGAUGCAGAAAUGGGUUGUAUGAAUUUGGGCGACAAACGUCUGCUGAUGAACUGGAAACCAUUACCAACAAUCGCUUAUUUUCCAACACUGAGUAAUUAUCCACAAUCGGAGAAUGCAUCCUAUGGGAACUGUUCCUUUAAUUUUACAACCAUUGAAGAUAAGAAAGUUCGUAUGCAUCAAGAUGUCAAUGUCGAUGAAUAUAUUGUGUUCCUUGACACUAAUGAAUCUGAAUACGAAAUUGCAGCAGACAUGCGCUGCAUAAAUGAAGAUGUUUUCAUCGGAGUAACCUUUUACAGCGUGACAAUGACAUAUCUUCUUUCUUCAAGAAAGAAUUCGCCCUAG
Molecule: messenger RNA, 1419 nt
Organism: Rotaria socialis
Lineage: Eukaryota; Metazoa; Rotifera; Eurotatoria; Philodinida; Philodinidae
Source: the annotation of a GenBank genome assembly